GCUCGAUCGGCAAUCAGUCGACGCCGCGCGCUCGCACCGGGCACACUUUGUCGGGGGUUUCUCUUCGCGAUACGAACGGCGAUAUACGAGCGACAACGAAGAUCUUCUCCCAUCGUUUCUACGCACGGCGUAUGACUGUGACACGUGUGCCGCGCAACCGACUGCGUAAUUACGUCCAACGCACUUUUGCCGACGAUGCGCGCGAUGACGCGUAAGCAGUUCCUGCAUCUUUCGCGCGUGUGACGUGUCCCAUAGAGAGGGAAAGUCGUCGGCUCUCUCGUCGUAAGGAAAGGAGCGAGUACUUUCCGAGAGAGAGAGAGAGAGUACCGGAGCUCUCGGUAGCGGAUAGCGUCUCGGAAAAUGCCAAGGUGAUCCCCUCUACCCUCCUCCUCAUCCUUCUUCUUUUCCGCGUCGUCGACGCCUCGAGGAAAAACGCUCGUGAGUCCGCGUUAGAACGUGUGUGUCGGAUCCCACCCAUCGCACCCGAUCUCGCUCCGUCGCGAAGAGCUCACUCGCACGCUGGAGCGUGAUCCUCGACCGAUCGUCGUCGCGCCUGCCGAUCGCGGUUGAAAUCGCCGCCAGGAUGCAUCACACGGCGCCGUGGUACCUGCCGUGGGGCUUGAAGCUGGUGCCGCUGCCGAUUCCACCGGGACACCCAGCCUCGGGCAUCCCGAAUCCCGGCCUGCACCUGCUGGCGCCCUUGCCGGGAAUUUACGCUCCGGAGCCGCGUAAGGUCGAGUUGAAGCCGCUGCGAGAGGCGACGGUCGCGGUCCCCGCGCCGAAGAUCACCGAGAAGAGGAAGGCCGAGGACGCCGACGCCAGCAAGGACCUGAAGAAGGCAAAAUUGGAAACGAAAGCGCUGAAAGCGAAGAGGCCGGGAUUCACGGACGAACGGUACAACGAGACCAGCUAUUACGUGGAGCACGGUCUCCGCAAGGUGUACCCGUAUUACUUUACCUUCACGACAUUCACGAAAGGUCGAUGGGUCGGCGAGAAGAUACUGGAGGUCUUCGCGAGGGAAUUCCGCGCUCAUCCGGCCGAGGAAUACGAGAGAUGCAUUCGCGCCGGCACCCUGACGGUCAACUACCAGAAGGUGGACGUCGAUUACAGGUUACGGCACAACGAUCUCCUGGCUAACGUCGUUCACAGACACGAGGUGCCUGUCACCUCGGAGCCGAUCACGGUGAUACACAUGGACGAGGACGUCGUCGUGGUCAACAAGCCCGCCUCCAUCCCUGUGCACCCGUGCGGCCGCUACCGGCACAACACCGUGGUCUUCAUCCUGGCGAAGGAGUACAACUUGAAAAACCUCAGGACCAUUCACAGGCUGGAUCGACUCACCAGCGGUAUCCUUCUGUUCGGCAGGACGCCGAAGAAGGCGAGGCAGAUGGAGCACCAAAUAAGAAAUCGACAGGUCCACAAGCAGUACGUGUGUCGAGUGGAGGGCGAGUUCCCCGAGGAGGAGGUGAUCUGCUCGGAGCCGAUUGAGGUCGUCUCCUACAAGAUUGGCGUCUGCAAGGUCUCCGAGAAGGGCAAAGAUUGCAUCACCCGUUUCAAGCGUCUCAGCUACAACGGCAAGUCGUCCGUGGUGCUCUGCAAGCCGCAAACCGGACGUAUGCAUCAGAUCCGCGUCCACCUGCAGUAUCUCGGCUAUCCGGUGGUAAACGACCCGCUCUACAACCACGUGGUCUUCGGCCCGCACAAGGGUAAGGGCGGCAACAUCGGCAAGACCGACGAGGAGCUCGUGAGGGAUCUCAUCAGUAUUCACAACGCCGAAAAUUGGCUGGGCAUGGAUGGCGACUCGGAGAUGAGUCUGUUCAAGCCGAAGCUGGAGAUGGAAGAGCGGAUGCUGAGCUCCGCCAACGACAAGGACGGCUCUUCACCGUCGUCCACUCCGGGUCUGCUCGAAGACGAGCAGCAGCAGCAGCAGCCGCCGCAGCAGGAGCAGCUGAAAGCCUCGAAAGUCACCGUGGGAACCCAGACGGGCUCGGAGCCGCCGGACUCGAGCUUCGCCAACGACAAGGUCACCGUCGACCCGCACUGCUACGAGUGCAAAGUUAAGUACAGGGACCCGAAGCCCUCGGACCUGGUGAUGUAUCUGCACGCGUGGCGUUACUGCGGACCGGGAUGGGAGUACGAGACGCCGCUGCCGGCGUGGGCGGCCAGCGACUGGACCGGCGACGAUCGAUAGUUCCGACGUGAUCGAGGCUGAUCCGCGCGGAUUCCUCGGCGAGUCGUCGUCGCCGAGUCUCGAACCCCCUUUUGAUAUCCUUACCCCGUGCCUUCCAUCCGCCAACGAGCGAUCUUGACCAUCACAUACACGCAAAUACACGGAUCAUUUUCACAGACAGACACACACACCACGAGUAUACAGUUACAUUCUCCUACAACUCGGCCGUCGGAUUCCUCGGGGCUGCGAUCCGAGAGAAAUGGGAUUGCGGGAACAAUCUCGUCGCUCGAUUUGCAUUUCUGCACAGCUCGCCGCGACGAUAUAUGGUGUUAUCGCGCGACGCCCGGCGUCGUUAUCGCGCGACGUUCGUAGAGCGAACGGUGAAACGAUUCGCGGCCGGUCGCUCGCACACGUAUCAACGCGGCAGAAAUGCACGUUAGCUCUCGCGAGACGGGUCCGCUCUCGUUUCGUCGUACGUUCUGGCAGGGAUCCUCCGUUCUCGGGCCGCCGGCGACUUCUCGCGCGAGAGAUAUCAACCGAGACGACGCUACCGCGCGAAUUAAUCACAGCGACAAAAGACAACGUUGUUACCGAUCCUUACGUUUAAACCCUCGCACUGUCCUGAUUCUGGCAGCCAAAUAAUAAAUCAGAUCGUCGUUAUUGUUAGUUUUGUCUCGCUGCUCACGCAGCGCUUCCAGCUUUCUCAAUCGCGCGCUGCUCCUCCCUCCCAACCCCCGUGUAAACCCCCGAGCGACACCUCGCCGCAACCCAGUUAGGCCGCGGCGUGUGAAAUCCGAGUGCGAGUCGUCGCGACGGCUGUUCCUGCAAACUCCUUUCUCGCCCGCCUGUGACAGCAGCCUCGUCCUGCGCGAGCAGUCGGCGCGUUACAAAUCGCGCAGGAGCUUCGUCGUCUCAGCUUCCGGUGGAUACCUUUGUGUUUCACGACGUUAGCGGGACUCGUCUUUCAUCGGUGCGUCGCGAGCGAGUGACUUUGACUUUCGCUCGGUGGAAAGACCAGCGCGAUUCCUUGCUCCAACGAAUCGCCGUAGCGCUGCGCGAGAGACAAAUGUUGCUGAAAAACGCGAUAGUCCCGGCCGCUUUUAUGAGCAGUCGGUCAAAAAGUCACUGCCACUGGAGCGCGAGAGACGCCCUUCUCCCCUUCGCGCAGCACACGCGAAGAUUGAUGCAUCCGUCGGAGAUGGCUCCGAUGGAUCGUAUCGUUCAUCUUGAUUUAUGACGUACGAGAAACGCGGAGAGUCGCCGAUCUUUUCUAUUUCUACGAGUAUAGUCACCGACGCGCGCGAACAAACGUGUUGUUACCCUCCCCCCCCCUACGUUUCGCGGGAUCUCGCGGGACACUUUGAUUCACGGCGGAUACGCUCGAGGAUUUAUUUUUUUUUCGCCAAAUUCCAGCGCGCGGACGCCUUUAUCUAAGAAUAAAUUGCGCGCACGUUUCGCUUAACCGGCGCGAUCUCGAGAGAUGCUGCCGCUCGCGCGGUAGAUUUUACGUCAGCCUCCGACCCGGAAAUCGACUUUGGUGGCAGAGCGGAUCAGUGAUAUCGAUUAUAUCCGACGGUGGUGUUGCUUUUGGCAUUAAAUCGCCCCGGCACUUGGGCCUGACGAGAAAAAGAGAGUCGGGACUAACUAGGAGAUAAAUUUAUCUCGCGGCGCGGCAGUGCGCCCCGGAAAGCGAGUUCGACGAAGCCCUGCGACUUUGUAUCAUCGUGUACUAGUGUUUAUCGUCAAUAUAUCGUUGUGAAAGAUUCCGUAAGUGUCGAGAGAGAGAGAGAGAAUGUGUGUGUAUGAGAGAGAGAGAGAUACGUCGGAUUAAUCGUGUAUAACGCUAUUAGAGAAACUCUCGGAUACGUUAACAUCGCAUUUCUCUCGGUUGCUCAGCGUCGUCCUAUGCGCUCGUCCGAUUCCACGGGAUAUCGUCGACCGACAGCUAAUCGUCGUAUCCUCGAGAGAUCGGGGCGCAAGGUAAUCAGCAUUGUUUCCCAUGCCACGCCGAUCACCAUUCUCCAUUGAGGAAGACCCGCUCCCAUUCACACGUGCGUAGUCUCGCACGGUUUCGAGAACAAGCUCCUUGAAACGACCGCCAGGAAGAGAGGAGACGGUGGAGGUGGUGGACGUAUCCUCCGUGGCACAGGUAGGGGACUGACGUGGGGGAACCGCGACAGAAGCGCGCGUCUAUUUUUAUGGCAGAUGUAUAUACGGAAGGGGAAGUGUGGUGGCGCGUGUCCAGCGGCAGGGCUCUCCAACAAUAAGCGUGAUCUUGCCGGACGACAGCCAAUGAUCAUGCCAAAGAGCGAGCGAGCGAGCAGCGAGCUUUCAAUCAUAUCGUGCACAUUUCUUCUCGCGCCGGCCUCGAGAGAAGCGAGCACGGUCACACUGAAAAAUGAAUUGAAUCCAACCGACAAUGGGCGAGCGUACGCCUUUUCGUUCGAAGGAGACCGUGUUAGAACUUCCACUCGACGAUGUUACAUACAACGCAUGUUAUAUCGCACUUAUAUCGUUGAGUGAGAAAGUAUAACACGUCGGUUCGCGUUUGCCGAGAACUGUCCAACCAGGCUGAUUUUUCAGUGGCAGGCCGGCCGGUCGGCGACAAGGUGUUCUGCAACCAAGUACAAUCGCGAGCGAGUGAAAUGCGAGGAGAGCGCCACAUUAUUUUAUUACGGAGUCGCGCGGAAACCGAUUUGCGCGAGCCGUCCGCUCGAUUCUCGUCGGGGGGCUCGAACGACCCUUUAGCGGCGCCGAAGGCGACAAAAGCCGUCGUCGCGCACUUGUCUCUCGCGUGACGUUGAAGAAGCUAGCUACCGCUCCACCACACAUACACACACACACACACACACGGCGAGGUCUGUUUUGCGUCACGCGGAUAACAACGCGCGAGAACAGCGGACGGGAUACGCGGCAAUCGGGUAACAAAACACGCCGCGCGGUCUUUAGCUUGUAUUUAGCGUCGGUUCGUUAAGUCGUGAGCAGUGAUGGGAAGUGAUCCAGACGCGAUUGGCGAAACGUGCGAUACGAUACAAUAAUCCCCUCGCGCCGUCGUCGUCCAGGAUGGAAGCGACGACGAUGACGACGACAUUUAUCUUCCAACUUGCGCCUCCAACGGUGAGACUCUACUUCGCUUUUCUGACGGGGCCAACUUACGCGCGACGUGUCUGGAUGUUCGCUCAGGGGUGAUUUUUUCCUACCGACGAGUGCUAUUGAUUCGCGAUCUCAUCGUCGCGUGUGUACACCGCGAUAACACAAGUAUGUAUUGACGAGAGCGUAAGUUUAAGUUCGUACUGCCGCAACAAGCUGUCGAUUUAUAUUGAAGAUGCAUACGCGGUUGAGUUUGCCGAAUAUACAUAUAUAUAAAUAUAUAUAUAUUUUUAGAAUAGGAGUUUCUCCACAAUCUCUGAUUUAGAGCGAGCGCGUGAAAAUCUAGUACGACAGCUGCUUUCGGGUCUGGCUGGCGUGUAGUUAUUACCAUAGAUCGCAGAUAGAUAUCUUUUUAAUAUAGAAAGAUUCUCCACACGGGAUCAAAAUAUAGGCCGCAGAGAGAGAGAGAGAGAGAGAGAGAGAGACGCAGUUGCGUAUUAAUUAAAUAUUAACGCGCGUAUUGAGGCUUAAUAAAUUGACCGCAGCGCGUCUACGCAGAGAGAAAGGAAAAUACGUUAGUGCCUAAAAAACGUUCGAGGAACAUGACACGUUAGUACUAGAUAUUUUUUCAAUCUAGAGCGAUCUAGAGCACGAGCACCUGCGAGCACUCGGGACAAACCAAUCUUGCCAUCACUGCCCGCGAGAAUCGUUAAUACGGGAAAGCGGAAAUAAGGGAGAACGUAAUAAGGGCGACGUGCGAUGAAAGAAAAUGGGUUUGGCGGAUAUAUAUAUAUAUAUAUAUAUGUGUGUAUGUGUAUACAUAGGAAGAGAAGGAAGAAGGGACAUGGGGGAGGGAGAGAGAAAAGAGAGAGAUAACAAAACGGACCUAUCAUAAAAGACAGUGUGUGCGCUUACUAACUCAACCGGGACAGCUCGGCCUCCGUCAGUGAGCUGUUCCGAACGUAACGGCUAGCUUAAAUCUAUUAUUUAAGUAAUUAAAUAAAAAAAAAGG
Messenger RNA from Dinoponera quadriceps, 6272 nucleotides. Its product is annotated as RNA pseudouridylate synthase domain-containing protein 2-like. Gene Ontology annotation, molecular function: RNA binding; pseudouridine synthase activity. The record is from RefSeq and is a predicted model, not a curated record. NCBI's taxonomy places the organism in Eukaryota, Metazoa, Arthropoda, Insecta, Hymenoptera, Formicidae. The transcript has 7 exons. The coding region runs from base 584 to 2191 and encodes 535 amino acids. Gene Ontology annotation, biological process: pseudouridine synthesis.